AUGGCCAGCUCAGGGGGUGAGGUUCACUCCAGAAAUGGUGAACAUGGCGUAUCCUCCUUCUCAGCUUCUUCACACCAACGGAUAGUUCACAUCCCGAAUAUCCUGCCCCAUGAGCGAGUGUUUCCCAUACAGAUUGGCUCCGAGCUGUUUAAACUAUCUGGAGCAUCGAUAUCCUCCGAUGCCCCCUCCUACUUUUCCCAGUACUUCCUCUGCCAACUCAAACAAGCCUCCGACGCCGGCCAAGACCCCUCCACCGCCAUCCGCACCCUCUACAUCGACCGCGACCCCGUCACCUUCAAAGACAUCUCCCUGCACCUCCAGGGCUAUCAUGUCCGGCCUCGAGACGCCACUCAUCUUGUCCGCCUCUUUGCCGACGCCCAGUUUUACUCCUUACCCAAGCUCAUAUCCCAACUCUACGAGGAACCCAUCCACAUAACCAUCGGCUCCACCCCCUUCCAGAUCCCGCGAGAUAUCUUCUCCCUUUCCGGACCCGGGAACACGCCAAACUUCUUCACGCUCGGGUUCGCCAUCUUUUUCAGUAAUCCCGAGGAUUUGUUCCCGGGUUUGGAUAGGGAGGGACUCAUUCGCCCGCCGUCGAUAGUACCGCCCAGCGUCCCGAACCGCAGCGCAGAAGUCUUUGAGGAACUAAUGCAAAUGCUGAGGGGUUACCCGGUGAAGAUAAGGGACGAGACACAUCGCCAGGAGUUGUUGCGGGAUUGUCGGUAUUUCAAUUUUAAGGGUUUGGAGCAGAAGUUGAUUCCGCAUGAGAGGGGGUUCAACCAAGCGCGGGGACGGGAAGAGAUUGUGCUGAGGUUGAGAGACAUCCUGAAGAGCGGGAUAUCAGUUGUGAACGAGCCGGUUGUUGGGGAUCCGUUAGCGGGUUGGGUGAACUACGCCAGGCCGUAUGUGGAUGAUAAGCCGAUGGAACUCGUUCUCGAAAUCGGCGAAGAAGACACGCGGUUACACUUUGGACCUGGCGGGAAGGAAGUCCGAGCGGAAUUCUUCAAGGAUAUCAAGGCGAGAGUUGCCAAACUGUUCGAGGUCGUCGCUACCAAGCUCAACUUACCUUCUUCUACGCAACCGCUGGGACUACUAAUGGCCAAAGGGGGGAGGAGCAGCGAACCGCCCACGCCGGGAAAUACUCCCCUAAGCGAAGACCUCGUCCGAGUCAUCCUCGACCCUGAGGCAAGCAUAACGUUGGACGGCCAGCCGUGGACGCCAGAAGACUCUAUCUAUCCGCUACCCGCAACGAAACCACAAUCAACACCCCCGGCACUACCAUCCUAUCCGCCCCAUCCGCCCCCUCAUCAGCAGGCGGUCCGCUAA
Sordaria macrospora k-hell is the source of this 1326-nucleotide messenger RNA. RefSeq lists its product as uncharacterized. The record is from RefSeq and is a predicted model, not a curated record. Lineage: Eukaryota; Fungi; Ascomycota; Sordariomycetes; Sordariales; Sordariaceae.